AUGUCCGGCUGGCCCGAGGACGACCCCUUUGACGAAGACUUUGACCCAGACUAUGUCCCGGGCUACGACGAGGACGACGACUUUGCCGAGUAUGCGGACGACGCGGCGGAGCUCUGGGCCUUAGACGACGAGGACGUGGACGAGCUCGAUGAGGACAUGGGGGAUAUGGACGACAUGGACGAGGAAGAUAUGGACGGUCUCGCCAUCCCCGGGACUUAUGUGACGCAUACCCGUCUCGACGUCGAGGACGAGGACGAAGACGAGGAAGAGGAAAGUGAGGGAGGCACCUAUGACUAUACGCCAGUCCGGUUGCUCGAACUCGCGGCGCUCAUCAACUCGGCGUCCAACAUGCCCGAAGACCACAGAAGUACCCUCGUCCGCCAACUUAUGCGGCACACACACAUCUCGGCCCCGCGGCGACGGAAGCCACGCCGGUGGUGGAAGGUGCAGACCGAGCCUGACCCGCGCGGCCUUGCCCUGCUUCGAUCAGGGGAGUUCGGACCAGUCGGACCAUGGGUGUACUCUGCCCCACCACCUAUCAUGGAGCGUGAAGAUCCCCGGGUACGCAAGCACCGGCGAAAGAACAGCGAAGAAGAGGACAAGAAGGGGAAGGAGAAGGCGCCAGCUUCGAAGAGGAGAAAGCGGCCAAGCGAGCGACAUUAUCGCCAGCAUCUCCCCCGAACAUUCAUGUACGCGCACGCUUCGCGCGAGCUCGACCACCCCGUCAUCCCCAACACGAACGGGACAAUUGUGGCGCGGUAUCCCUGUGUGCCGUACGUUGGGCAGUUCUGCGGCCCCAACGAUUCCAUCUUCUGUAAGCUUACGUGCUGA
Messenger RNA from Trichosporon asahii var. asahii CBS 2479, 831 nucleotides. RefSeq names its product WD-repeat protein. The coding region runs from base 1 to 831 and encodes 276 amino acids. Lineage: Eukaryota; Fungi; Basidiomycota; Tremellomycetes; Trichosporonales; Trichosporonaceae. The record is from RefSeq and is a predicted model, not a curated record. The transcript has a single exon.